Molecule: messenger RNA, 1637 nt
Organism: Drosophila takahashii
Lineage: Eukaryota; Metazoa; Arthropoda; Insecta; Diptera; Drosophilidae
Product: arrestin domain-containing protein 17
Biological process (GO): protein transport
Cellular component (GO): cytoplasm
Source: RefSeq, a predicted model, not a curated record
CACAACUCCCAUCACCAAUCUUGAUUUCGGCGUUUAAAAACAGACCAAACUUGUCGUUAAUUUAUCGGUGCUUUGGGCCACAGAAUCUCAACAAUGGGCUUAAAAGGUUGUGAAAUACAAUUGGAUAAUCCGUGGAACACCUACUACGCGGGUCAGACCGUCAACGGUCAGGUGAUAUUUACAUUUGACUCGCCCAAAAAAGUUCGAGGAAUCAUCAUCCGCUUCCUGGGAGAGGCCAACACAGAGUGGACAGAGGAGAAGAAUGUGACCACCAGCGAGGGAAAGACGGAGAACGAGGUGACUCAACUAAAGGGCCAUGAAGAGUAUUUCAAGAUCCAGUACUAUCUGCUGGGCGGGAAGAACAGUUCUGAGACAGAACUUCCGCCUGGAACUCAUACUUAUCCAUUUACCUGUGCCCUUCCGCCCAAUCUUCCCUCCUCCUUUGAGGGUGAAUUCGGCCACGUGCGCUUUACCAUUAAGGUGACGCUUGAUCGUCCCUGGAAAUUCGAUCAGGACAUGAAGAUGGCCUUUACAGUCAUAGCACCUGUCGAUCUGAACCUCAAUCCACGCGUCAAGGAACCUUUUAAGCUUGAGCUGGAGAAGUCCUUCUGCUGCUUUUGCUGUCGCUCGGGACCGCUGGCCGUUAUCACGAGCAUACCGCAAACAGGAUUCGUUUCGGGCCAGAUACUGCCUAUCACCUGCGAGGUGGACAACACCAGCAAUGUGAAUCUCACCGCAGUGAAGUUUGAACUGCGCAAGCUGGUCACCUUCCACACGAAUCAGCCUCGGAGCGAGAAGCGUGAGUCCAAGGUCAUCAUAGCCAACUUGAGUGUUGGCCCAGUCAAUGGAGGAGAGUCGCGCACAUUCACGCAGCAACUGGAAAUUCCGGCGCUGCCACCGACCAACCUUCUCAACUGCGGGAUUAUCGCUUUGGACUACGACCUGCACGUGGAGUGCGAUGUCAGCGGUCCGCACCGCAAUCUCACCGGCAAGGUCCCAAUCACCUUGGGCACCAUUCCAUUGGCUGGAGUAAGGCCACCCACCCAGUUUACAGAUGCUCCUUCGGCCGUCCAGUCUGAGGAUCCAUCGCUGGCGCCCACACAGCCAGUAAGUCCGGCCAGUCCCCCGGGCGGCGAUGGCGUGGGUGGUGCACUGGGAUGGAACGUGGCUGACAGCACUGGUGGUGGUGGUUCCCUGUAUCCCAAUAUACCGCCCCCACAGUUUGUGGAGACCCAGUACAAGGCGCCGACCAUCGCUGGACGCGACGACUCUGAGCAUACGCAGAUAAUCGGUGACGGAGCCUUCGCUCCCCGCUAUCCGACCUUCCAGUUCAACAAUGCCACUGCACCGCCAGCGAACCAAUGAACGAAUCUCUCAAACAAUGAUAUUCUACAAUAGUUAAACUUUUACGCGAGCUCACAACAGAGCGAAUUGUACUCAAAUUUUUUUUCUAGUUGCCUCUGGAAGUUUGAUGACUAAAUGAUAUAAGAUAUGGGGUAUUGAAGAGGAAUCUUUUCUUUCGUAAUUUUGAUCGGCUUUGCAUUUAUUGAAUAAAAGCUUUCCGUCCAAAAAGAAAGCACAAACUGCUGCAGUCAAAAGGUGAACUUGCAAAAAAUAAUAAGAUAUAAUUUGAAUUC